Messenger RNA from Naumovozyma dairenensis CBS 421, 1074 nucleotides. RefSeq names its product Fmp41p (gene FMP41). NCBI's taxonomy places the organism in Eukaryota, Fungi, Ascomycota, Saccharomycetes, Saccharomycetales, Saccharomycetaceae. Gene Ontology annotation, molecular function: acetylpyruvate hydrolase activity. The transcript has a single exon. The coding region runs from base 1 to 1074 and encodes 357 amino acids. The record is from RefSeq and is a predicted model, not a curated record. Gene Ontology annotation, cellular component: mitochondrion.
AUGUUUUAUUUUUAUUUUUUCUUUUCAUUUGUAAAAUACCGUGAUUGCAAUCACUUAUUAUUUUUUCAAUUGUAUCGAUCCGAUUUGAAGGCCUCGAUCCGAGAUCGGCCGACUAGAAGAAAAAUAAAUAAGUCAUUUGAAUCAUCACCAUCACAAGAGAAGCAUGACCUUCAUGAUUUCAGUUCAACAACUCAAUCUCGAACAUAUAUAAGUAAACUUACUUUUGAAGAAAACGAUUCUGCAACUCAAUUAGCACUUCUGAACGAAGAAGUAAGGGAUUGCGCAAUGAGUUAUAGAUAUUUGCAAGAUGUUAGAAAGAUUAUCUGCAUUGGACGCAAUUAUGCUGCCCAUAUUGCUGAAUUAAACAGUAAGACCCCCAAGCAACCCUUUUUCUUUUUGAAACCAUCAUCUAGUAUAAUUACCCCAAUUACUCAGGCGCACCCACGUCGUGAUGAUUUACCCACUGGUGCAUGUUUCCAUGGGUUAAGAGAAGAUGGUGGUAAUCCCUCAUGUAUUUAUUUACCAAAGGGUACGGAUGUACACCAUGAGGUUGAGUUGGCUUUAAUUAUGGAUAAAUAUGUAUCCAAUGCACAGGUAGGUGAUAUCAAUGCGGGGAAUGUUUUCGACUUGAUUAGAGGUGUUGCCUUAUCGUUUGAUUUGACUGCAAGGAACAUUCAAUUUGAGGCGAAGGAUAAAGGGUUACCUUGGUCUAUUGCUAAGGGGUUUGAUACUUUCUUGCCCAUGUCACAUUUCAUUCCUAAGGAUGAAUUGAGUAAGGACAAGGAUAACUUACAAGAUGUGUUUAAAUUGGUUUGUAAAGUUAAUGGAGAGGUAAGACAGAAUGAAUGGAGUUCCUUGAUGUUGAACCCAUUAGAAAAGAUUAUUCAAGUUAUUUCAACUACGAUGACUUUGGAGCCUGGUGACAUUAUCUUGACAGGUACACCAUCUGGUGUUGGACAGAUUCAACCAGGAGAUGAAAUCAGCGGAGAGUUAUUUUAUGGUGAUAAACAACUGGUUGAUAUGAAAUUUGAUUGUGAAGAACGUCCGGGACCAUAUGUUUUCACAGAGACAUGA